This is a messenger RNA of Closterium sp. Yama58-4, 3444 nucleotides long. NCBI's taxonomy places the organism in Eukaryota, Viridiplantae, Streptophyta, Zygnematophyceae, Desmidiales, Closteriaceae. The record is from the annotation of a GenBank genome assembly.
AUGGGCGCACCCAAGACGUGGUACGGCGUGCCAGGCAUGGCGGCUCACGCCUUUGAGGCCGUCGCCAUGCGCCACGUGUACGGGCAGGGGCAGGGGCAGGGGCAGGGGCAGGGCGGGGGGGACAUCCCCGUUGGGGCGGGCGAGGGGGGUUGCAUGGUGAGGGAAGCAAGUGGCAGCGUGAAGAGCGAGGAGGAGACAGGGCGGGCGCGGGGGGGUCACAGAGCGGAGGGCAGGGGCGCCGCGUGCAGGGAGCAUGAGCAGACGCCUGGGCGAGGGGGCGGGUGGGGGAACAGGAGGGGCGGGCACGGAGGGCGGGGGCGCGGUGGGAGGUGCACAGCAGGGGGAGAAGCUGAUGCUGUGAGGGGCGACAGUGGUUGGGCAAGGGAUGAGGUGGAGAGGGCGGGUGGAGCAGGGGUGGGGUCCCAGGGGCGGUGGGGGGGUGGGGCGGUGGGGCGGGCGUGUGAGGCGCUGAUGGGCAAGACGACCAUGUUCUCCCCUCGCCUGCUGCUGGCGCAUGGCGUGCCCGUGGUGCGCGCCGUGCAGGCUGCGGGGGAGUUUGUGGUGACGUACCCGCGGUCGUACCAUGCUGGGUUCAGCCAUGGCUUCAACUGCGGAGAGGCGGUCAACUUCGCGCCGGCCGACUGUGCCAGCAAGACACAAGGGAGGGCGGUGAAGGAGGUGCAGGAUGGGGUGCGAGGGCAGAGGGCAGAGAAGGCGGCACGGCAUGCAGUGGUGGUGUUCUCGCCGUGCAAGGAGAGCGGCCCGGGGCCCCCUGGGGGCCGUGUUGCCCACAUCCACCUGUCCGCAUGUGCCGUGGCAGCAGCGCCUGGUGGCAUGGCAAGCAGCAGUGGCCGUGGCACACGGAUAGGACGCAGUGAGGAGCGCAGCAAUACUCAUGUUAACCCUGUUGAUACCACUGACCUCAUUCACCCCUCUAACCCCCCUGCCUUCAACACGCCCCUCGCCCUCAUUCACCCUGCUCACCCUGUGGGCCUUGGGCACCCUACUGAUCUUACUGUUCCUACUGACCCCACUGACCCCGUAGACCCUACUGACUUGAUUGACCCCAUUGACUCUGCACACGUCAUCCACGCCAUCAACGCCAUUCAAGUCUCCCCGUCCCGCCUGGCGGCUCUGGGUCGUGUGGAGCGCAGCACAGUGGAGCAGUUUGUGUGCCUGGUGGGCGAGGAGAGGCGCGUGCAGGCGGGCAUGCAGCAGCGCGGGGCCGUGGUGGCGCUGCUGCCAGAGCUGUCAGCAGCGCUGCCCUGCUCGCUCUGCUGCCGCCUCUGCCACCUCGCUGUGGUGGCAUGCUGCUGUGUGCGCGACCCCAUCUGCCUGCACCAUGCCCUACCUCUGCCUUACCGCGUCUCACCGUGUCUUAUUCCUCCUGCAUCUCUCCCCACCCCCUCCCCGUUCUGUCCACGCGAUCCCAACGGGCCAGCCAGCAUCAACAGCGCGUGUGGCUGUGGUCCCCUGCGGGUCAUCUCGCUGCGCCGCCACACGCCCGCCCUCCACCGCCUCGCCCUGCGCCUGCACACCGCCCUCUCUGCCACGCCCACCGCACCCCACCGCUCUGCACACCUGCCCCAGGAGCACCCCAUGGCAGGGCGCGCAGCAGCAGCAGCGGGCGUGCUGGCAGCGCUGGGAGCAGCGGCACCAGCGCGGUGGGAUGAGGACGUGGCUGAUAUCGAAUCACUCUCUAACGAGCAUGACUUGGAGGGGUUUGGUGGGGGCGCUGAGGAGGGGUGGGUGAGAGGGGAUGGGUUGAGCGGAGGGCAGGGGGUGGGCAUGAACAAUGGAGAGGUGGAGGACGCAAUAGGAGGGAUCAGUGUGAGAAGAAUGGGUGCAGUGGUUGAGAACGGUGACAAGGGAUGCAGAGAUGGCAGGCAUUGUGGUGGUGACAUUGAGGAGAAGCCAUGCAAUGACAUGGCAUGUGGUGGCAACAUACCGUGUGGCACAGGCGAGGGCAAGGAAGCAGGGUGUGGUGCAAGUGAAUGUGCUCUCACGGAUUGUGCUGCUGAGAUGCUGUGCGGCAAGGCUGCUGGGCGGGGCAGCAGCAGUGCAGCCACUGCUGGGGUCCGUAAUGAGGUUGCUGGAGGAACAGCAGGAGGGGCAGCAGGAGGGGCAGCAGGAGGGGCAGCAGGAGGGGCAGCAGGAGGGGCAGCAGGAGGGGCAGCAGCGGUGCAGUGGAGGGGCGAGCAGGCGGCGGCGGCGGCAGCUGUGGAUGGUGUGGGAUGGUGGGCGGCGGAGGAAGAAGAGCCGCUCCGCUCAGGGGGGAGCAUGGCCGGGCGUGGCAGUGAGGAUGGCAGCGGGGACGAGUGGCGCUGGACGUGGGAGAGUAAGGGGCGGCGGAGCAGGCGGGGCACGCGAGAGGUAGCGCACUUGCAACGACACAGCGAGCAGGGAGGGAUGCGUGUAAGAACGAGGGGAGAGAAGAGGAAGGUGGAGGAUAAAGCAAGGGGGGAAGAGGGCGUAGAGGCAGGGGCAUGUGUGAGUGGUGUGAAGCAGAGGCGGCUGGCGGAUGUGAGUGGGGGUAGCAGCACCACACGGGCACUGAGGGAGGGCACAGCUGUUGCAGGGACCAUGGAAGGGGUGCGCGUGGGAGGUGUAAAGGCAGAAGAGCAUGGAUGGCAUUUCUGCACGCUGCCGAUCGACACGGCCAAGGUGCGCCUGCAGCUGCAGGGCAAGGCGGCGGGCGGGGCGGGCGGGGCGGGGGGCGCGGUGAAGUACCGCGGGAUGGUGGGGACCAUGGGGACGAUCGCGCGCGAGGAGGGGCUGUCGGCGCUGUGGAAGGGGCUCGUGCCGGGGCUGCACCGCCAGUGCGUCUACGGCGGCCUGCGCAUCGGCCUCUACGACCCCGUGAAGGCACUGUUCGUGGGCAGGGACCACAAGGGCGACGUGCCGCUCACCAUGAAGAUCGCUGCUGCCCUCACCACAGGGGCGGUGGGGAUAGCGAUAGCCAACCCCACGGAUCUGGUGAAGGUGCGGCUGCAGUCCGAGGGGCGCCUGCCACCCGGCACACCCAAGCGCUACUCGGGCGCCCUCAACGCCUACGCCACCAUCGCUAGGCAGGAGGGCGUGGCGGCGCUGUGGACGGGCGUGGGGCCCAACAUCGCUCGCAACGCCAUCAUCAACGCCGCUGAGCUCGCCAGCUACGACCAGAUCAAGCAGACGCUGCUCAAGGUACCGGGCUUUGGUGACAACGUGGGGACGCACCUCAUUGCUGGGCUCGGCGCCGGCUUCUUCGCCGUCUGCAUCGGCUCGCCCGUCGACGUCGUGAAGUCGCGUGUGAUGGGUGACAGCAGCGGGCAGUACAAGGGCACCCUCGACUGCUUCGUCAAGACCUUCCGCAACGACGGCGUGAUGGCGUUCUACAAGGGCUUCAUCCCCAACUUCGGCCGCCUCGGCUCCUGGAAUGUCAUCAUGUUCCUCACGCUCGAACAG